GGCAGUGGAUCCAGAGCAUAACCCAGGAUGACAUCCUGGAUGGGAAACCAGUCAGUUCCAUGGCACUGUGCACAGACUCAGUGAUACAUUCACAACUCAAGGGAAAUUGAUCUGAUCCAGUCCAAUUAGUGCAAAAAAAAGAAAACAGGCAAACCCUGAGGAAACCCCUGUGAAGACUGGCUGAACGUUGAGCCUGGAUACUAGAAGCUGUUCUUACUGACUGCCAUAUUAAGAUGUUUAUUUGUUGCCUACUGAGAAAACAACAGGAAACGUGUUCUUAAAGUUGUUGGAGUUUGUAAUUCAAGCUACAAGACUGUAUAAAGGAAAUGCGCAAGUACAUUUGCGCCACGAGGUGUGGACAGACUGGUGCGUGCUGUGAUUUGUUAUGGGUUCAUUGUUCUUCAGCUAACUUGUGAUGGAUGGAGUAUCCGUGUCUCCAGCAGCCUCUUCUGAAUGCAGUGAAGAGCAGUCAUCCGAAAGGAAUGCUCUGGCACCCGAGGACAACUCCGACUCUGAUUAUCCGAGAUCUCCGCGCAGCGAGUCGAGCGCAAUCAUCAUGGCUCAGCCGAAGAUACCCAUGGAAGCGCCGUCCAAGUUAUGGAUAAGCACCGUUUUUAUAGUCAUGGUUGCUCUUCAAGUCGCGUCGACUACCGGAUUAUUCGUUUAUCUCAAUAUGUCAGUGGCUCAGGCGCGGAAUCAGGGUGUGUUUGAGGAACUGCGCUGUCUUGGACUGCUGAACGCUCUAGAGAAAGAUCAGGAGGUGCCAGAUGGUCUGGUACAGCUCUUUGGAGAACCAUGCAUUAGACUGGCUGAAGGAAUUAGGACAUAUAUAUCCAAGGUUACAGAAAAUGUCAUCUCUCAGCAUAUCUUUCAUGAGCAAAGACAAACAGCCGAGCCCCGUCUGAAAGUUCUUCCUGAUGGGAACCAGCGGCCCUCCGCUCACCUCACCCUCAGAGACAAUGGACUACAAGGCCCAACAUCUUUAACUCCUCAAAGAGACCUCCACCAGUCCUGCCGCCAUCUUGUACGUUCCUGGGGAAACCAGAGCUUCGGCUCGCACAUGCACAACAUGACAUUGUCCAACGGGCGCCUGCGAAUCCCUCAGACAGGACGUUAUUACCUGUAUGCUCAGAUCUACUUCCGGUAUCUCACACUGUCCAAUGGCGAGCACCAGUCCAACUCAGAGAGCCAGCAGGUUGUGCAAUGUGUGUAUAAGAAGACAGCUUAUGUGCAACCCAUUCAGCUGUUAAAGGGAGUGGGCACUAAGUGCUGGUCCCCGGAUAGCGAGAACGCCCUGCACUCCAUCUACCAAGGAGGCAUGUUCGAGCUGCGAGCAGGAGACGAGAUCUUCGUUUCAGUGUCUGCUCCUACCGCAGUGCAUGCAGAAGACUCGUCCAGUUACUUCGGAGCCUUUCGCUUUGACCCAUGAACGCUGCUCAUUUGGGAGUCUCUGAAGCGUUCAGUGUUAAGACUGUGAGAAAAAGGAAGGGAGUGGGUGGAAUAAGGAAGGAUCUGUAAAACUUCCUGUUUAUUCAAAAAUCUCCAUGAUGUGAGAGCGUAUGACUCAACAGCAGACUAAUGGGGUGCAGACUUGUUGGCAAUGUAGCUAUUAAACCCAGAAGGAUACUUCAUAAUGGAUUCUAAAAAAUCCAGGAUAAAACUCAUACUCAGAUGUCUUUAAGUAAUCACUGCUCUUUGCUAAAGAGCAUCAUGAAUGGCAUGAAGUUUUUUCCUCACAAAUGCACAGUGGGGCCUUGAAUAGGACACUAAUGGGUGGUCCAGAGUUUGUGGGAACACAGCUGAGGAAUUUCAUGAAUUUACAUUUAGCCUUACAUUUAGGAUAAGCAAAACCCACUUUGUCCAAAAAAUAUAUUUUUCCUUUAUUUUGAAUAUAGUCGAGCUGAAAUAUAUUUUGUGUUGAAGUCUGCUUCUUUAGUUCUAUUUGCACUGGAGCUACUAGUCUAAUCAUCAGUGAUGCUCAUACCCUUUUAGUGUUAUGAAUGAAUCAGAUCAAUUGUGUCAAUCAUUCCCACAGAAAGAAUCAACUCAGACGUUUAAAUGUUUAAAGGUUUGCACUGAAUCAUUUAAACAGUUCCUAUGAAUGAAUGAAUGAAACUGCCUUCAUCUACAAAAAAUAUCACAUACUGUAUGUGAGUCAUAAACCCAUAGUUUAACACUAUACAAAAAGCAUGUCUAAAUCAACACGCUCACUAAAAAUAUUGUCAAGUAGUAACCAGACUUGUUUGAGUGGUUUCUAACAAUAUCUCGUACUCUUAUCAGUAGAAUGGACAAAGGACACAUUGUAGGCAAAAGCAAUUCUAAGUUGUAACACCAUCUUGAAGCUCCACUUGUCACGUUCUUCCUCAGCAUAUACACUCACCAGCCACUUUAUUAGGCACACUAUACUGGAUAGGACACCCUUUGCUGCUCACCACGGUUAAGAAAGUGGUUAUUUGUGUUCCUGUCCUCCUGACCUCGCUCAUCAAUAUUUCCUUUUUUAAUAUGGACUUUCUAUUCUUUUCUAUUCUAUACUGAAACAACAGCAUCACAUAGUCUAAGGGUGUUUUAGAGACGAGCGUGUAUAGGUUCAGACAUGCAGGUUGCAUAAUGCUAAAUUGGUAGCCAUCUGAUACUUCAUCAUCCUCAUACCUCCAGUGCAGGAGUAAAGAAGAAAAUGUACUGCAGUUACUGACCUAUAGGGUGUGAGAGGAUAUUAAUUUCCUUAUGUGCUGAAAUGGGUGCUUAAGUACAUAACCAUAAUUUAACUGAAACUAAAUAACAACUGACUGUCUAAUAUUUUUAUUUACUAGUAUUCUUGCUAACAUACAUUCGUUUAUACAAUUUUAUGGGUUCAUUUGGUUCUGUGCAAAAUGCAUGUUCAAAUUUAAGCAGAUGUUUAAAAUCCAGCUGUAGAAUGCAGCCAAUGACUAGUUAUUUUUAAUGGAACAAUUCAAUAUACAACAAAGAUUUCAACAGGGUGGAAAAAGCAGUGAGAAAUUAUACAUAGAAGUAUAGAUCAAAAUCUUACUUGUAUCUAGACCAAAAUGUACUAUGAAAUCGAAAGUCACAAAAUUGCUAGUUGUAAGUAGACUAAUGCAUUAAAAACUGAUACGAACAGGAAUCUGAGUCUAUAAUCAGCACAAGGUUAAGCCAAACUGGACCUUUGAAGACUUCUCAAUCACUUGGUCUUUUUCCAGUCUUCAGUUUUAGAGAGUCAGGCCCUCAGGUUCUUGUUUGUGGCUGAAGGUUUAGAACCUGAUGUGAUCUGCAGUUGAACUUAAUCUGCCUGAAAGUUGGAUGUUUUGUGCUGGUUUUCUGCUCACCAUAGACUUCCUGUCAGCUCAGACCAUUUUGUUCAUAUUCCUCUGAUCUUUCUCAUAAACAACCCGUUUCCAGCCACAGCAAUUCGAAGGAUAUCAUCAGUUUAUGAAAUACACAAUCCAGCCCAUCUGGCACCAACCUCCUAGCCAAACAGUCACAGAGAUCACACUCAUUUGCAUGAUUUCUUGCCUUCAUGCACCAUCUGCUGCCACAUGAUUGGCUGUUUAGAGAAUGCACGAAUGUUCAGCUGUACAGGUUUCUUUAUAAUGUAAACUUAUAACGUGUGUAUAGUGUACAUACUUUAGUUACUUUAUAGUUACUGAAUAAGAGAAAAGACUUUUAAGAUUCAAAAGGUUUCUCUUUUAUGGAUUGUUUCUUUUAUAAGUAUUCAGUUUCAAAAACACUGAAGUACGGUAUAAAGUACAAUUAAAAAUUUACUUUUCUUCCUCCGGCAUUUCAGCUGACACAAGCCAGGUAUAUCUUAAUGACCUUGAGCACUGAAUUGUAAAUAGGCUCUUUAAGAAAAUAAAAGACAUUCCUAUGUU
Messenger RNA from Tachysurus fulvidraco (yellow catfish), 3866 nucleotides. RefSeq names its product tumor necrosis factor (ligand) superfamily, member 10 like 3 (gene tnfsf10l3). Lineage: Eukaryota; Metazoa; Chordata; Actinopteri; Siluriformes; Bagridae. Gene Ontology annotation, molecular function: tumor necrosis factor receptor binding. Gene Ontology annotation, biological process: immune response. The coding region runs from base 416 to 1429 and encodes 337 amino acids. Gene Ontology annotation, cellular component: membrane. The transcript has 5 exons. The record is from RefSeq and is a predicted model, not a curated record.